This is a messenger RNA of Notothenia coriiceps (black rockcod), 394 nucleotides long. Its product is annotated as carboxypeptidase M-like. NCBI's taxonomy places the organism in Eukaryota, Metazoa, Chordata, Actinopteri, Perciformes, Nototheniidae. The annotation marks the transcript as partial. The record is from RefSeq and is a predicted model, not a curated record. The transcript is spliced from 3 exons. Gene Ontology annotation, biological process: peptide metabolic process; protein processing. Gene Ontology annotation, molecular function: zinc ion binding; metallocarboxypeptidase activity.
GGCCAACUAUAACGGUGUUGAUCUGAACAGAAACUUCCCCGAUGCGUUCGCUGGUCUCCGGAAACAACCGCAGCUGGAAGAAAGUAGGCGGGAGGCAGAGGUCAGAGCUGUGAUUGGCUGGUUGAAGAUGGAGAGUUUUGUUCUCUCUGCAAACCUUCAUGGAGGAGCUCUGGUGGCCAGCUAUCCCUAUGACAACAGCAACGGAGGUAGUGAGCUGGUGGGCGGGGCCAGUGUUAGCCCUGAUGAUGAUGUUUUUAACCACCUGGCGAAGGUUUACUCCCAUAACCAUGGCUCCAUGCACCGCGGGGAGCAAUGCCGCGACAGCGGACCGUUUCCGGAGGGCGUAACCAACGGAUACCUGUGGUACUCAAUCUCAGGUGAGCACCAUGCAUAA